Tachyglossus aculeatus (Australian echidna) is the source of this 499-nucleotide messenger RNA. It is a transcript of the gene SLIRP, whose product is annotated as SRA stem-loop interacting RNA binding protein. Gene Ontology annotation, molecular function: mRNA 3'-UTR binding; poly(U) RNA binding; poly(G) binding. Gene Ontology annotation, biological process: spermatogenesis; positive regulation of mRNA splicing, via spliceosome. The record is from RefSeq and is a predicted model, not a curated record. NCBI's taxonomy places the organism in Eukaryota, Metazoa, Chordata, Mammalia, Monotremata, Tachyglossidae. The transcript is spliced from 4 exons. Bases 107 to 445 code for a protein of 112 amino acids.
GCCGCCAUCUUGGCCGUCGCCUUGGCCAUCUUCUCGGGCCGCGCGCCGGCCGGAAGUGACAGGCCUCCCGCCGAGCAGGGGGGGUCACCGCCGUUGGGCACGCAACAUGGCGGCCACCGCGGCCUUGGCCGUGGCCUCGCGCACCUCCUUGGGCCUGAGGGGGGCCGUGCUCUUCGUCACACGCGUCCCGUGGACCGCGGCCACCGGCGAAAUCAAAGAACACUUUUCCCAGUUCGGCCACGUCCGCAGAUGCCUCCUACCUUUUAACAAGGAGACAGGCUUCCACAAAGGUUUUUGCUGGGUUGGGUUUUCUUCAGAAGAGGAACUGCAGAGUGCUUUACAGCACGAAAGUCAUCUGAUUGACGGAGUUAAACUCUUCGUUCAGCGUCAACAAAACAGAAAGUUUAUCUCCAACCUACCGAAGAAGGACCAGGGAGAUUACUAAGUGUAGCCCAUACUGGGCGUGGGGUUGAACAGUAAAAUAAGUAUCUCAGCAUUG